Molecule: messenger RNA, 1647 nt
Organism: Macrosiphum euphorbiae (potato aphid)
Lineage: Eukaryota; Metazoa; Arthropoda; Insecta; Hemiptera; Aphididae
Source: the annotation of a GenBank genome assembly
AUGAACUCAAACAACGAGAUUAUGAAUCAAAAAAAAGUCACUCGUCAUACUUUACUUCAUGCUUUGUACGAUCGAGAAAUAAACGGCAUUAAGACACGCAUGAAUUGCAUCAAAUCUACUUACCAAGUCAUAAAUCCCAAUUGUACAAUUAUAAACGUUGAGAAACCUCCUUGUUUUCUAAGAAAAUUCACUCCUGAUGGUCGUCACUUCAUAGCUUUUUCUCAAGACCAAUUGUACAUUGAGGUGUAUGCCUAUUUAGGAUGUUCAAUGGCGGCUAAGUUGCUAAAGAACUAUGAAGAAAAUUGUAUUGGCCAAGACAACAAUGGUGAUGUUGCUCGCAAGAGAAUAUUUGAAAGUCUUUUUCAACUGAAAUAUCGAAUAUUAGUAGCAGCGGAAGGAGAACAAUUAAAUAGAGAAUGCAGUCUAUUCACAGAAAAUAGUUCCUAUGCUGUUUUGGGUUCUGUAGGACCUAUUCCUCGAAAUGUAAUGCUUGAAUAUAAUGAUGUUUUCACUAAUAAUGAAGCAGUGACUCCUAAUCUAUUAUUGCCCUUAGAAAAUUAUACUAUACAUUUAAUUAACAUAAAAAAAGGGGCUGUUAGUCAACGCUUACACUUCAAGGCCGAUAAAAUUUCUUUAUCUCACAACCAAGGUGUUUACCUCUUAAAAGAUGUACUUGCAAUUUUAUCUGUUCAACAUCAAAUAAUUCAUGUUUACAACCUUAUCCAAAACCGUUUCCAUCUGUUGAGGAAAAUUGGUCGAUUUUGUUUUGAAAAUGAUCUUGCCUUCAUUUCAUCUGUGCACACAGAUAUAAUUGCAGACAAUUAUAAAACUCGUAAUGAAUCUUUUACCAAUGGAUUAAAAAACAAGCUAAUGGUGUUUUUGUAUAAAAAAGCUGAACGUGAAUCAGUUGUAGCUAGAACGCAAUACCCUCUUAGGAGAUUUUAUCAAUAUUACGAUCAAUUCAUGUCAUUACGAAUUUGGAAAAUGCAGUUAUUAGAUGUAGACAAUAUGAUUAUAAGAUAUGCAUCAGAAGACGUGGUCACUGCUAAAAUUCAGGAACCAAGUACACAAGCAUCAUAUUUUAUGAUUUACAAUAUGACUACAGCUGCGGUUUUAAAUGUUUAUGAAAAUACAUCUAGUGAUUUAUUACGUGGAUAUGAGUAUUUUUGUGAUAAUUUUCGUAAUCCCUAUCUAAACCCAGAUGGAUUUAUGCCGUGUUCACCAUCAAAUAAUAUAUUUUCACGGGAUUCUCAUGAAAAAUUUAAAAAUACAAUGCUAAAUGCUAGAUUUGGUGGCACAAUGGAAGCAAACAAACGAAUAUUGGGACAAUUACCAAUAGCAGCACAAUCAUUUUCCUGCUCUCCAUAUUUGGAUACUUCCCUUUAUAGUUACGAUGAAAAGUGGGUGUCACCAAUGGAAAGACCUAAAGUAGUUGGUGAAUAUCCAAUAAGGUUCUAUUCAAGGGAAUCUGGAACGCUAAGCUUUUAUCUGUAUACUAGUGUAUCAAGGAAUAGACCAACGCAAGACCGCAGAAGACUGGUAGCAUUUACAUUCCAUCCUACAGAUCCUUUUGCUAUUAGCGUACAGAGGGAUAAUUUAGAGUAUAUUGUAAAUUUUCAUAUACGAAAAGUGUACUUGCCUGAGUAA